AGGGGGGGGGCUCUCCUGCACGGUCACGCACGCACCACUGUGACACACAAACGCUGCCACGCUGACGAGGUGUUCAGAGAGAGGAGAGAAAAAUAAAAGAAAGAAAGGGAAAAAAAAGGGUCUCGUCUCAUGGUCGGUCGGUGUGGCUGGCUGAUGGCUGUGCUCGCCGAUAAAAAGGACACCGAGGCUCGGUGAGGUUGACAGCACUGCACUUCACAGUUCACACCACCUUCCUUCCUUCCCGACUCCCCACACCGGCCGGUCUCCUUCUCGCUGCAGGGAGAGAGAGCUCGAGCUCUUCUCUGCUGCUGCUGCUGCCAUGGCGAUUCCGUUGCUGCUGCUGCUCUUGCUGGCCAUGUCCACAGGCUCAGAUGGGGCGUUCUGCGUGUGCAAGCCCGACCAGAGCCCGGCGGCGAUGCAGAAGGCCAUCGACUACGCGUGCUGGCGCGGCGCCGACUGCACCCAGAUCAUGCAGUCCGGCGCGUGCUACCAGCCGAGCACCAUCGUCGCGCACUGCUCCUACGCCACCAACUCCUACUUCCAGAAGAACAGCCCCAUCGGCGCCACCUGCGACUUCGGCGGCGUCGCCACCCUCACCAACACCGACCCCAGCUCCGGCACCUGCAAGUACCCGGCCACCGCUAGCGGCGUAGGCACCGGAAUGGGAACCGGAACCAGCACCGGCACUGGCACUGGAGUUGGCACCGGCGGCACCGGCACUGGUGGCGCAGGCGUCGGCGCAGGCACCGGCACAGGCGUUGGCACAGGAACCGGCACCGGCGCAGGCAUGGGCACCGGUGCUGGUGCCGGCACCGGGAUCACGACCCCGGGAUCGACCACCGGCACUCAGGGAGGCGCCCUGAGCCCACCGUUUGGCGGCGCAUAUGGCCCGUCGGCCGGCGCCAUGAACCCCGACUACAACGAGGCCGCGCCGGCGCGCUCCCAGCUGGCCGCCGCCACCUCCGUCCUCCUCGCCGCCGCACCAUUCCUGUUCCAUCUCAUCUAGAGCCACACAAGGGGGCAGUGGAUUCCGUCUCGUCGGUGGUGGGGGCGCACGGCGCCGGCCGGAGUUUGGUGGGCAUUGCAAUGCAGCGGCGUUGCCGGCGUUGGUGCUUUGUCUCGCCCGCGCUUUCCGGCCUGUGCCGCCACCCCUGCUGGUUUUGAUCGAUCAUCAGUGUAUUCAGUAGUGGUACUGGGAGUACUCCUUCAGUAGUAGCCUACUCUCUCUGUUAUUCAACUGACGAACUCUUCUCCCUCGUGUGCCGGUGACUACCCAUCAUACCAUGUGGUGUGUUGUUUGUACCGGUGCAAAUGCGUAGGUGAAGAGAGAUCUAGAGAUAUUCUUUCGUGGUAGUAGCAGUUUGUGUGUGUUUCGGACAUAUCUGUGUUACUGUUCACCGUGUGUCGUGUUUUUUAUGCUGCUACUAGUACUAAUAGUAGUUGGUGGUGGCCGCUUUUCUAGCUUGUUA
This is a messenger RNA of Oryza sativa Japonica Group (Japanese rice), 1469 nucleotides long. RefSeq names its product PLASMODESMATA CALLOSE-BINDING PROTEIN 3. Lineage: Eukaryota; Viridiplantae; Streptophyta; Magnoliopsida; Poales; Poaceae. The record is from RefSeq and is a predicted model, not a curated record.